Messenger RNA from Lindgomyces ingoldianus, 1252 nucleotides. RefSeq names its product glycoside hydrolase. Gene Ontology annotation, molecular function: hydrolase activity, hydrolyzing O-glycosyl compounds. Bases 194 to 1252 code for a protein of 352 amino acids. The record is from RefSeq and is a predicted model, not a curated record. The transcript is spliced from 3 exons. Gene Ontology annotation, biological process: carbohydrate metabolic process. NCBI's taxonomy places the organism in Eukaryota, Fungi, Ascomycota, Dothideomycetes, Pleosporales, Lindgomycetaceae.
GCUGCACGUGGAUUUGAGAAUAGCCGCAAGGGACAAGAGGGUUGGGAUAGAGGAGAGUCAAUUAGAAUGCAGACUGGAGGAUGCGGCUCGAAUAUAUAGGGAUCACCACCGUUCCGUUGAAGUCUGGUUCAAAACCAGGCCUCCGCCGCGGAUCUAGCCAACCAUUGAACGAAGAAGUUCUGCUCAGUUCAAGAUGAAGUUCACGGCCAUCACCACCGCCCUCGUUCUCACGAGCACCAUCACUGCAAAUCCAAUCUGGAAUGAAGUCCGACAAGCUACGGGCCUUGACGCCGCCAUGCGCGCCCGGAACCGCUCCUACAUCGGUACAUCCCUCACCAUCCGCUCGGACACCUCAGAAUCAAACAUUAUCAAGAAUAAAGCCGAAUUCGGCUCCAUCACGCCCGAGAAUGCGAUGAAAUGGGACGCCACUGAGGCCAGCAAGGGCUCGUUCUCUUUCUCCGGCGCCGACCAGGUUGCCAACUUUGCCACGCAGAAUGGAAAGCAGAUGCGCUGCCAUACGCUAGUCUGGUAUUCGCAGCUACCGAGUUGGGUGUCGUCGAUCAGUAGUAAUACUACGUUAAUGCAGGUUAUGACGAACCAUAUCAAUACGGUAAUGGGGAGGUAUAAAGGGAAAUGUACACAUUGGGAUGUUGUUAACGAAGCCCUAAAUGAGGACGGCACGUACCGCGAUAACGUCUUUCUUAAAGUCAUCGGUGAAAGCUACCUCCCGAUCGCCUUCCGCCUCGCGGCAGCUGCUGACCCAGCUGCAAAACUCUACUACAACGAUUACAAUCUCGAAUACGGAGAGAAGAAAUACGAAGGUGCGCUCCGCAUCGUCAAGCUCGUUCAAUCCUGGGGUGUCAAGAUCGACGGCGUUGGGCUACAGGGACAUCUCGUAUCUGAGACAACUAAGACUCAAAGCGUAUCCACUCCAUCCGUUGACGUUCUGACCGGUGUUUUGAAGGGGUUUGCGGAUUUGGGUGUCGAUGUUGCGUACACCGAAUUGGAUAUUCGCAUGAAUACCCCCACUACAACUGCGAAGUUACAGGCACAAGCAGAUGCCUAUACUAGGGUUGUUAAGAGUUGUAUUAACGUGGAAAGGUGUGUGGGAAUCACACUCUGGGGCGUUAGCGAUAAAUACUCUUGGGUGCCGAAUACGUUUUCAGGAGAAGGUGCUGCGUUAUUAUGGGAUAAUAGCUAUAACAAGAAGCCUUCGUAUACGGCGUUCUUAAAUGCGCUUUCAGCAACCUAA